AUGGUAGACGUUCCCGACACAUCUACGCGCUCCAUUUCAGAAUACACGUUACUCGAGUUCUUAGGCGAAGGAGCUACUGCCCAAGUCUAUCUAGCUCAACACGAAACUUCAGGGGCCAAUGUCGCUAUCAAAGUAAUUGAUAAGCUGCUUAUUCGUCGCGCACAGUUAGAGAACAAAAUUCGUCAAGAGAUGGUACUUCAUGCUGAGCUUCGACAUCCCAACGUACUGCACGUAGAGAGCGUCUUUGAGGAUGCUCGGAACUACUACAUGAUCCUAGAAUAUUGCGCUCAGAGGUCUAUUGCCGCUGUUGUUAAGACGCUUCCAAGUCGAAAACUGGACGAAAAAAUGGCCAAGAAUAUAUUUCGUCAAGCUUUAGCAGGCGUCAUGUAUUUACACGCCAGUGGGGUAAUACAUAGAGACUUAAAGCUCGCAAAUUUGCUCCUUAGUGACACAGGAGAGGUGAAAAUCUCUGAUUUUGGCCUCGCAACUAGACUUGGAGACAAUCAUGUAACCAUGUGUGGGACACCAAACUUCAUUGCACCAGAGGUGCUAAUGGCGGAAAAUGAACCUUAUGACGAGGCAGUGGAUGUUUGGUCUCUAGGAUGCAUUCUCUACUGUUUGUUAAUUGGAAAGCCACCGUUUGAGGGACGCAAAGUCGGUGAAACGCUGGAAAAUGUGGCAAAUGCAGGUCAAAAUCCACUUCAGUUCCCAGACGGAUUAUCAUCAUCUGCAAUUGACUUAGUUAAGCGUUUACUCACUUCGGACCCUCGCAGUCGUCCAUCUGCUGAACAAAUUUCACACCAUCCGUGGCUUCGUGAACAUUAUCAAAAGAAGAUGUCUUCUUCAUCGAGUCUCAGACACCACCUUUUAAGCGAAACUCAACGAGUACCUUCAAAUCUUCGUGCUGCGUCUCGAUUACCUGAAAGAAUACGUAAAAGCCGUCAAGCUUCACCAAAUUGCUCCAUCAUAGGGGAGGAAUAUGAAGAAUCAUCUGCUAGCUCUCCCGUUCUAGCAAUGGCAAGGCGACGCAGAUAUAAGAACAGCAAACAGCGCAGACCUCGACACGCUGUUUCAAGAAAGGUAAAAAUUUGUCAGCGUCAAUCAACAUCUGCAGGGUCGAGUAGUGCUAAUUCUAGCCCCGAUGACGACAGUUCAAGCAAUGAAGACAUUAACAAUCUUUCCGAGUCUUUACUGUCAAUAAAAUCUUUCGAUCACAAUGAGUCGGGAAGAGGAAAUGACAAUAUGAGCCAAGCAGACGCAACUCCGCAUUUUGAAGACUCGAGCUGUGCUCAUUCGGUCAUAUCAGUUGUUAUGCAUCUACAAGUGCAAUCAAUUUCAUGUUUCGGGAUUUGUAAUCGAAGUGAAGACGAUGCUGAUGAUACAAAGCUACAGUUGCAGUGGAGGUGCAAGGAACCGACAGAGAUUGGUGAAACACCGACGUUUGAAUUAGACGUGUCGAAUGGGUGGCGAGUAUGCUACGAUCCAAGAAUGGGUGUGCUUACAGCCACGACACCGGAGGGUGAAUUUCUUCGCUUCGAAAUUCCAGGCCUGAACAAAGCACAAAGUGGCUCCAACUCAGCAAUUACUGCACGUACCAUCUACCGUGUUAGAUUGCCGCUGCUAGUUCGAUUUUGCCAGUGUCUUGCCUUGCGAAUCUUGCAAUUGCGCCAGAUUGCACUGCGUAAUCAGGCCAGUAAAUUGCCAUAUAUUCAUUAUGACACCAUUCCAGAAUCACUGCUAGCAUCGUUUCAAUACCGGUUGAGCUUACUGACGCACCCACCCGCUACAUCUUUUUUGAACAAAAGCAACCAUGAUUCAGCAGACGUGAACUGUACUCCAUAUACUGAAAAGUCUAUCAAGCAGGUUGAAAUCUCAGGUGUUGGAUGUGGAUGUAUCGAUUCAACGGGCGAUUUAAGAGUAACAUUUCUCGAUGGAGCUCAGCUGACUCUAGUGGCAAGUGGACUUCAAUUACGAUUCCGGCCGUCAUGGGUAAAUGAUGCUGACCAUCAAGGUACAGAAGAUGUUUUUGAAUUGCUUACAAAUAGCAGCAUGUCGGCGUUUUUGCCCUCAAUUAGCAACGAUGGCCGACGUUUGGUUGAGCAACGACUGAAGCUCCAAGUGUGUUGGAGUCUUAUGGAAAUCUCGGAAGAACAACGAGACGACUUACGAUGGAGAAACAUAGAUUGUUCAGAAAGCAACAACAAAGAAGAUUAUCGUCAAUCUGUGCAGGAAUCUCUUACGCAGUUGCCGGACAACGUCCAAUCUACCGCUCCAUCUAUAAUUGUACCGUCGAAUACGGUGGCAGAGUCUUUGAUGGUCUCUAGCUUUGGAGGCAAUUGCCCACGGAAGGAAAAACUUCAUGUUGUGGUGAAUGAACUCAGUAAUAUUAAUGCAAUCUUGGCAACAGAAAAAGCUGAAACGACUUCGACCGUUUAUCCAGUUGUUUCUGCUAAUGAGCUUUUAGCAGCAAAUCAAAAUAUACUAUCGGAUGAGCUUCCAGCCGGUAGACCUGGGCCUUCGUGCAAGCCAAUAACUGAUUGUAGCCUUUUGAAGGCGGAGUCAGUAGUAGUUGAUAAGAGAGACAAUGACAAUGAAGAGACCAAUAUCAUUGGUUCAUUAUCGGCGAACAAGUUAUCAAGUGAUGAAAUGGUUUUGAUUAUGGACGAACAAAAUCUAGCAGAGUGGAAGACAGACGAAAAGUUUGCUGAAAUGCUUAAGCAUCUACAGCGUGGUAAACUUGAACACUUGGCGCUUCAAAUUGACGAUAUCACAAACUGCAAGCUCAUACAAGUUCAUGGAGCUCUCACUGAUGCCAAAGAUUCGAAACAGUCAAUGCCGUACGUGCGGACUCUUGUAUGUAUCGAUAUGCUUCGAUUAUUGCUGCGACGUGCAGGAGAGCGAGCUGUUUAUGAUUCCAUUUGUCAAGCGGUGCAACAAAUUAGUGAUAAAGAAGGAACACAUUACAUUACAAGUAGCAACAUCGCUGCCGUUGUACUAAAUGUGCGUCAAGACUUGACGUUAACAUUUAGCGAGGUCUCAUCACCUGGAUCUCAACGUCGACUGAGCAAUCCGGUGACGAACAGAUCUUCACGGGCUUUGAGUAUAUCAUCUUCUGCUGCGUCCUCGUCGCGGCGUGGUUCAUUAACAAGUUCCGCGGCUGAUCGUCGCAGCAUUUUGGCCAGAGAUGGUGCUCAUGUUCUUAUGCACGAAAAGAUUAUGGCUUUUGACUAUCGAGGGCAGACGAAUAUACCUUCAGCAUUUCGAGUACGUGGUGCCAGUCCCACACAUACGGAUGCCGCUGCCAGGCGACGUCAACGAGGACUGCAAUACGCCAACGAUCAUGUCUCGCAUCGUACCAUCAACUAG
Molecule: messenger RNA, 3366 nt
Organism: Plasmopara halstedii
Lineage: Eukaryota; Oomycota; Peronosporomycetes; Peronosporales; Peronosporaceae
Product: plk protein kinase
Exons: 5
Coding region: 1-3366 (1121 amino acids)
Biological process (GO): regulation of cytokinesis; protein phosphorylation; mitotic cell cycle
Cellular component (GO): cytoplasm; centrosome; spindle pole
Molecular function (GO): protein kinase activity; ATP binding
Source: RefSeq, a predicted model, not a curated record